Messenger RNA from Adineta ricciae, 1029 nucleotides. Lineage: Eukaryota; Metazoa; Rotifera; Eurotatoria; Adinetida; Adinetidae. The record is from the annotation of a GenBank genome assembly.
AUGUUGCGAUGUAAUAACCUUGACAUGACGUCUUUAUUACUGAAACUAUGCCGGUGUGAGCCAACUUUAAAAUGUCAACAAUGUUCAUACGUUAAGACUAUUAUUCCGCAACGAUAUGACGCGGACAACCCGAACGAACUUCCAUGGCCUGUUAGUCUAUAUAUAGAUCCGUACGACCGAAUUUUUAUUGUCGAUAAAAUGUGUGAUCGAGUCCUCCUGAUGGUUGCUCAGGAUGACAUCUACUCAGCUGCUAUAGCUGGAGAUACUGAAAACACCAAAAUUUAUGAUCGACUAUUUUGUCCCACCAGCGUCUACUACGAGGAAGAAAACUAUUCUUUAAUUAUUGCCGACGCUGGAAGCCGACGGAUCAUCCGUUGGUUAUUUACUGAAGGUUCAAUACGUCGACGCUUCAAAGCCUGGUGGAAAAAUACACAGUGCGAGACACUCAUUGAAGACAUUGACUGUUUUGGAAUAGCAGUCGAUGACCGCGGAUUUCUUUAUGUGGUUGACUCCGUCAAGGGUCAAGUGACCAGAUGGCCUUUGAGAGGGGUCAGCGGUCUAUUAAAACUAGGUGUGCAUGGUAAAGUGGUUGCUGGCGGUAAUGGCUGUGGCAAUUGUCUUGAUCAACUCAACAAUCCGUCAUACAUCUUUGUUGACCAAGAUUAUUCAAUCAUUAUCUCAGAUACAGGAAAUAAUCGUAUCAUGAUAUGGUUCGAAGGUUCUCCAUCCGGAAAAACUCUCGCUGGUGGCCGAGGAAGAGGAAAUAAACUAGAUCAAUUAAGUUCUCCUCAAGGAAUAACUUUUGACAAUUUCGGUCGUGUGUACAUCGCAGACGCCGGCAAUAGCCGAGUAGUGCGUUGGACUCCAGGCGCUACAGAAGGAGAAAUACUUGUGGAUAGUUCUGCAAGUAAAGAUGAGUUUAACCAAGUGACUGAUCCUCGUGGUUUCGCAUGGGACAAUGAAGGCCAUCUCUAUGUCGCCGAUGCAAAGAUUGGACGAAUUUUAAAAUUUAAAAUAGAUGAUUCUUGA